Molecule: messenger RNA, 148 nt
Organism: Scutellospora calospora
Lineage: Eukaryota; Fungi; Glomeromycota; Glomeromycetes; Diversisporales; Gigasporaceae
Source: the annotation of a GenBank genome assembly
AAUGUAUUAUAUCGAGAGUGAUACUUCCUAUUCUGACCUUGACACAGAUCCAAAAUCUGAACCUGAAGCCCUAGCUCUCACACUCAAGGCAAUUAAUAAGAAUACUUCUGAAAUUGAGGAUAUCAAUGACUUAUAUGGGAGUAUCUAG